AUGCCUAAAGCAAAGACUGGCAAGCGCAAUGCUGCCGCUGCUGGUACACCUUACGAAAAGGCUGCUGCAUUAACCAAUUCGUUCAAGCACAACAAAGACUAUGGACAACAUAUUCUUAAAAAUCCUGGUGUCGCAGAAGCUAUCGUGAAGAAGGCGAAUCUCAAACCUACAGAUACAGUCCUCGAAGUCGGUCCAGGUACAGGAAAUUUGACUGUAAGGAUACUAGAAAGCGCAAAGAAAGUUAUAGCUGUGGAAGUAGAUCCUAGAAUGGCUGCAGAAGUCACAAAGAGAGUACAAGGAAAGCCAGAACAGAAGAGAUUGGAAGUUCUUUUGGGUGAUGUGAUUAAGACUGAACUGCCACAUUUUGAUGUGUGCAUCAGUAACACUCCUUAUCAGAUUUCAUCACCACUUGUCUUCAAACUCCUCUCCUUGCCAAACCCACCCCGAUGCAGUGUUCUCAUGUUCCAGCGCGAAUUCGCUCUCCGUCUUACUGCACGUCCAGGUGAUUCACUUUACUGCCGAUUGUCUGUCAAUGCGCAAUUUUUCGCCAAAAUUACACACAUCAUGAAGGUUGGCAAAAAUAAUUUCAGACCACCCCCACAGGUCGAGUCUUCUGUUGUUCGAAUCGAGCCCAAAACAGGCAAAGAGCGUCCAGGAGUUAGUUGGGAAGAAUGGGAUGGCAUGCUGAGAAUAUGCUUUGUUAGAAAGAACAGAACUAUGAGGGCUAGUUGGCUCGGAAUGAAGCAAGUACUAGCAAUGUGUGAGAGGAAUUAUCGAGUUUAUUGCUCGACGAACAAUAUCGCCCUUGACGAAACCCCAGUCGAAGAUGAAGACGAGGACAUGGAUCUGGACGAUGCCCCAAUUGCCGAGGAGGGAGAAGAAGAAUGGGGAGGAAUGGAUGUGGAGAAAGGCGAAGAGGUUUUCGAUGAAGAAAUGCCAUCUUUCUUUCAGGAACUCAAGGGAACCAAUAAGCCUAAAACCAAGAGUAAAGUACCCAAAACUCGAGUGGCAGAGCUCGUUCGAGAGAAGAUACGCAAGGUUCUAGAGGAUGUGACUGAAUUGGCUGACACCCGUGCUGGAAAAUGCGAUGAGAACGACUUCCUCAGAUUGCUGUUUGCAUUCAAUGAGGAAGGAUUACAUUUUUCAUAA
Botrytis sinoallii is the source of this 1149-nucleotide messenger RNA. RefSeq lists its product as uncharacterized. Gene Ontology annotation, molecular function: rRNA (adenine-N6,N6-)-dimethyltransferase activity. Bases 1 to 1149 code for a protein of 382 amino acids. The transcript has 2 exons. The record is from RefSeq and is a predicted model, not a curated record. Gene Ontology annotation, biological process: rRNA methylation. NCBI's taxonomy places the organism in Eukaryota, Fungi, Ascomycota, Leotiomycetes, Helotiales, Sclerotiniaceae. Gene Ontology annotation, cellular component: mitochondrial matrix.